AUGUCUAGAAAGAGCAAAAGGGUGUGCUUUAGUCCUGAUGUCAACGACAAACCAACCCUCUUUCUCAAAUACAAUGGUGGUGGUGGCAACGACAAGGAUAAUAGAGUUUCAAGAAACGGGAAGAGGGUCACCAGACCAUGCACUUUCAGAUUUUCUAUGGACACUAACUUGUCUCCUGCGAAGUUUCUACUGCAGCUAGGAGAAAAGGUGGCAAGUGCUAUAAGAAACGUUUCUGUGAGAAGGAGAUCCUCCAGAAAGGUUUCUUCAUCCACUUUGGUUAGGUCACGUUCAUUAUCAGACCUCACUGAUUCACACCGAGCCGAAACUGUAGAAGAUUGCAUUGAGUUCUUACAUUCCUCCUCAUCUAGGGAGAGACCAAGUUGA
This is a messenger RNA of Glycine soja, 384 nucleotides long. RefSeq lists its product as uncharacterized. Bases 1 to 384 code for a protein of 127 amino acids. The transcript has a single exon. The record is from RefSeq and is a predicted model, not a curated record. NCBI's taxonomy places the organism in Eukaryota, Viridiplantae, Streptophyta, Magnoliopsida, Fabales, Fabaceae.